AUGGCCUUUAGGGCAAAAAGUUGUACUGAGAAGGAGUAUCUAAGUUCAAACUCAAUUGACAAUUCCGAGGAGACUGAGUUUGAUGCUUUUGAACAUUUAACUCCUGAAUUUUUGAGUGCUUUGAAAACCUCUGGCCUGCCUAAUCAUUCUAUCAAAUUGAAAAUUGGCACAACUAUCAUGUUGUUGAGAAAUUUGGAUCAAUCAGAAGGCUUAUGUAAUGGCACAAGACUAACCGUUACAAGAAUGACCAAUCAUGUUAUUGAAGCGCAAAUUAUUUCAGGGAAAAAUGUUGAAAGCAUCAUUUAUAUCCCAAGGAUGUCAUUGUCACCCUCUCAAUCACCAUGGCCGUUCAAGCUUGUCCAAAGACAGUUUCCUAUUAUUGUCUCUUUUGCCAUGACUAUUAACAAAUCUCAAGGGCAAUCUUUGGACUUCGUAGGAUUGUACUUGCCAAAAGAGAGUGGUCUUCUUCCUCCCGUACCGACUAAUCCAUCCGAGAGCAUUACCGUCCCACGUUCUCACACUUAA
Molecule: messenger RNA, 525 nt
Organism: Vicia villosa (hairy vetch)
Lineage: Eukaryota; Viridiplantae; Streptophyta; Magnoliopsida; Fabales; Fabaceae
Exons: 4
Coding region: 1-525 (174 amino acids)
Source: RefSeq, a predicted model, not a curated record